Molecule: messenger RNA, 2081 nt
Organism: Austrofundulus limnaeus
Lineage: Eukaryota; Metazoa; Chordata; Actinopteri; Cyprinodontiformes; Rivulidae
Gene: triqk
Product: triple QxxK/R motif containing
Exons: 4
Coding region: 201-455 (84 amino acids)
Cellular component (GO): endoplasmic reticulum membrane
Source: RefSeq, a predicted model, not a curated record
ACCCGGAAUCAUUUGAGGAAGCAUCGGUGUGUUGGCAUUUCUGAACAGUUUGGCUCAAAGUACAUUAAAAUAAACACAUUUUCCUUUAUUUUUUUUGCUCUGAAGCUGUAGUCACAUUAUCCGGAAUGCAGAAGUACCUCCUCUGAGCUUCGCGCCACGGGUUUUAUUCGAUAAACAAUAACUGAACGGUGGAAGGAGAAAUGGGCAAGAAGGAUGCCAGUGCGACCAAAUUACCAGUUGAUCAGUACAGAAAGCAGAUUGGUAAACAAGACUACAAAAAGUCAAAGAAUGUCCUAAAGGCAACGCGACUGAAAGCAGAAGCCAAGAAGAAUUCCUCUGGAUUCAGGGAUGCAUUCCUGGUCGUGGCAGCCAUUCUGUUCUUUGUGCUCUGUGUUUACGCCUUCUUCUACUUGAACCUGAGUACCGAGAUCAACCUUGAUGUGGACAUGGAUUAAGAAAUGUUUGGAGGGUGGACCAAACAGAUUUUGAUAUACGGACAAGUUGGGAUCAUAAAAAACUACAAGCACAAGGCUAAUGUGUCCUCGUGAAAAUCUAAACGGCUGCAAAAAAUAUGCAAAAUAUAUUUUUUCUCGAUUUGGGGUUGGCCAAUUUAGCCAUCCUUUAUCUUUUACAUCUUUUAUGCAACAUGGUGACAGAAGCUUUUUUGAGCUCAUGUGUUCUAUCUUAGUCAUUUAAGUGUUUUUUUGUUAAUCAGUUAAAACAUAAAUUAAAGACUGUUUUUUUUACGUUUUCCUCAGGUUAAAAGAGCAAAGUUUAAACCUCUAUUCUGAAUUCUGAGUUCCAAACUGUGGUGCAGACUACAGUAGGCGCCGUUAAUCAUAUUCUGCACGGUUACGUCCCAUUUUUAUUUUUUUAUUUUUCUUUCCCCCAUUAAUAGAAAAAUGUAAAUCUGCUGCUGCAGCUCCUGUCACAUUCAGACAAACACUUUACUCACAUUCCAGUGCACAAACCACCUCCUCGCAAAUAUCUCCGGAUCACAAAGUGUGAGAUUAGAAUCCACGAAGCCACGGUGCUGAUUGAACAUGUGUGCAGAAUACAGAAUGAUGCAGUGCAACGUCUGCACACGCAUGGAGGCAGACGUGUKUAGGAGAAUCAAUGUAAAUGUGAUCUGGUUCUUACAUUUGGAUUGAAAUUAUGGAGAUGAGUGAUGACUUACUCAAGGUGAGCUGAUUUAUUUAACUUUUUUGAAGGAAUGUGUUUACAUUUUUCCAAUUUGUCCAGACUGAUGUCAWCUUAAUGAAUGUAUGAUGUCUGCAUAAAGAUGAGUGAAACGUCUCCGUCCUGCGAGGUGCAACAUCUGACCUUCAAUCAGCUGUUUAAGCCCGAGUAUUUCUUUUAAUUCAUCACAAAAAAAACUUGGCUUUUUUGCUCCUGUCCACUACACCUAAAAACGAUGCAGUUAUGUGUUAUCUGGAAAUUUUAAUUGACAUUUUUUACAAAGUACUUUGAGGGCAAUAACAAAUACACAAGAGGCCUUGAGAUUCUGCUCAUUCCUAGCUUCUUUCUCAUUCUUAAACGAAAAUAAGUCUUAAAUCUKUGUCUGAUUGUGUUCUGUUGCAGAAAUGCUUCCUGAAAUGUGAGACCGAUUUUCAAGCUUUCAGUUUUUUUUUUUUUUGCCUUUUUUCCCUCUUUUUCUCCCAUAACCUCCCGACCUCUUGUGAAAGACUACAUGUCAAAGAAACCAUUAUGAUUAGCAUGCACCCGUACCCUCACCCGACAGCUCUGGUACAUCCAGACCCUCCUCCAACCCCGAGUCACUCGCAUGUGGAACAAUAGUCAGGCAGCUCUAAUAGGCCUUCAAACAUGACACCUGUUAUCUAAAAAGGCCACCAUUACCAACUACAAGAGCUUUGACAUCAGAAUGGUGGGAGGAAUCUUGCAGCUUAAUGUAUUGGUUCAGAUGGGGAUGCAUGACAGUUUUAAUCGUUGCAUCAUGGUUUAUUCUGUUACUAAAUUUUGUUGAUUUUGAGACUUUUCAAUUUUGUGUUGCACGAGUUGUCAGCUUUUCUAUUUUGGAAUGUAAGACAAUACUGUGAUAAUAAAAUAUGAAGAACUUUCAA